Molecule: messenger RNA, 2942 nt
Organism: Betta splendens (Siamese fighting fish)
Lineage: Eukaryota; Metazoa; Chordata; Actinopteri; Anabantiformes; Osphronemidae
Product: extracellular calcium-sensing receptor-like
Exons: 8
Coding region: 16-2460 (814 amino acids)
Biological process (GO): G protein-coupled receptor signaling pathway
Cellular component (GO): membrane
Molecular function (GO): G protein-coupled receptor activity
Source: RefSeq, a predicted model, not a curated record
CUGCCUGCGUUCUCAAUGGAUGGUGAUUAUAUUAUUGGAGGGGCUUUCUCCAUUCACUACAACAUGCUGCCAGUAAAGCACAACUACACCACCAAGCCUGAGCCACUAAGUUGCACGGGGAGAAUUGAACCUCGUGAGCUACGCUUCUCACGUGCAAUGAUCUUUGCCAUUCAGGAGAUUAACAAUAGUACAAAGCUGCUUCCAGGCAUCAGGCUCGGUUAUCAAAUUCACGACUCCUGUGCCUCAAUUCCCAUGGCUGUAAAAGUGGCCUUCCAGCUUUCAAGUGGCCUAGAUUCAGUGUUUUACACUAGUGACAACUGCUCCCAGUCGGGUAUGGUGAUGGCUGUUGUUGGUGAGUCUGCAUCUGGGCAGUCCAUUGCCAUGUCACGCAUCAUUGGGUCAUUUAAUGUUCCUCAAGUGAGCCACUUCGCUACUUGUGCGUGUUUGUCAAAUAAGCAUCAAUAUCCCAGUUUUCUCAGAACAAUCCCCAGCGAUCAGUUCCAGGCUGAUGCACUGGCCAAGCUGGUGAAGCAGUUUGGCUGGACUUGGAUCGGUGCUGUCCGAUCAGACUCAGACUAUGGGAACAAUGGCAUGGCAUCUUUCCUGAAUGCAGCACAAAAAGAGGGGAUCUGUGUGGAAUACUCUGAAUCUUUUUAUCGUUAUCAUCCACUUACCAGAAUCAAAAGAGUGGCCAAUGUCAUCCGCAGGUCAACAGCUGUGGUCGUUGUGGCAUUUGUAUCCUUUGCAGACAUGAAGGUUCUGCUGGAAGAAAUGUCUCUUGGCCCUUCUCCACCUCGCCAGUGGAUAGGCAGUGAGUCGUGGGUAACUCACCCUGACAUGCUAAAGUUCACCUUUUGUUCUGGAGCUGUUGGGUUUGGUAUCCCAAGAUCUACCAUCCCAGGUCUCAGAGGCUUCUUGCUAGAUCUCUCUCCCUCUAAAGUGACAGCCUCCCCAAUUUUAACAGAGUUUUGGGAAGAUGCUUUCAACUGUAGACUGGAAAAAAGUUCUUCCAUGGACAAGAGUGCAUGUAAUGGGAGUGAAGACAUACACACUCUCCAGAGCCCGUACACUGACACAUCUCAGCUUCGUAUCACUAACAUGGUGUACAAGGCUGCUUAUGCAAUAGCUCAUGCCAUUCAUGAUGCUGUGUGUCAGGAGAUUGAUUCUAAAACUCAGUGUGACAAACUCACCAGAAUAGAGUCCAAACAGAUUCUAACUGAGCUGAAGAAAGUCAACUUCUCCCAAAAUGGUUAUAAUGUGUCGUUUGAUGCCAAUGGGGAUCCUGUGGCCAUGUAUGAGCUGGUUAACUGGCAGAAAGGUAAGAGUGGCAGCCUUGAGAUGGUGACAGUAGGAUACUAUGACGCUUCACGGCCAAAGGGCCAAGAGUUCCACAUCUACCAGAACCUCACCUGGAUGGAGGACAGGACAGAGGUGCCUGUCUCAGUGUGCACUGACAGCUGUCCUCCAGGAACUCAUAAAGUGCUGCAGAAGGGAAAACCCAUCUGUUGUUUUGACUGUGUCCCAUGUCCUGAAGGAGAGAUUAGCAACACCACAGAUUCACGCAAUUGUCUUGUUUGCCCAAAGGAGUUCUGGCCUAAUGCAGAGAGAGACACUUGUUUACCGAAGCCUGUGGAGUUUCUCUCUUACAACGAGUUUCUAGGAAUCAUCUUGGCUACAUUCUCCGUUGGUGGAGCUUGUCUUGCUGUUAUAACAGCAACUGUAUUCUUCCGUCACAGAACCUCCGCCAUAGUCAGAGCCAACAACUCUGAGCUGAGCUUCCUGCUGCUCUUUUCCUUGACUCUGUGCUUCCUAUGCUCAUUAACUUUCAUUGGCGCCCCCUCAGAGUGGUCCUGCAUGCUGAGACACACAGUGUUUGGCAUUACCUUUGUCCUCUGCAUCUCUUGUGUUCUGGGGAAAACUCUAGUUGUGUUAAUGGCCUUCAAAGCGACACUACCAGGCCGCAAUGCCAUGAAGUGGUUUGGUCCUCCACAGCAAAAAAUGACUGUGGUGUCUUUCACAUUCAUCCAAGUUUUAAUCUGCACAGUGUGGUUAAUUCUUAAUCCUCCUUUUCCCAUCAAAAACCUCUCAACGUACAAAGACAGAAUCAUCCUGGAGUGUGCAUUGGGUUCAGCAAUUGGGUUCUGGGCUGUGCUGAGCUACAUAGGCCUGCUUGCUGUAUUUUGCUUUGUUUUGGCUGUCCUAGCCCGAAAACUACCUGAUAAUUUCAAUGAAGCCAAGUUCAUCACCUUCAGCAUGCUGAUAUUUUGUGCAGUCUGGAUCACCUUCAUUCCAGCUUAUGUCACCUCUCCUGGGAAAUUUACUGUGGCUGUGGAGAUAUUUGCUAUUCUGGCCUCUAGUUUUGGAUUAAUACUGUGCAUAUUUGCUCCAAAGUGUUUUAUUAUAGUGUUUAAACCAGAAAAAAACACCAAGAAACAUUUGAUGACCAGACGUAAUUUCUAGACCUUUUGGUAAGACGACAUCAUACAUUUUAGGGGUCAUGCUGUGUGGAUGUAUCAGAAUCUAAAUGCUUUAGUAAUUAAUUAGCAUUUUUAAGAUGAUAAUCCUUAACAGCAGAUUAUUUUUUUAUUCUUGGUUUAAUUGUAAAAUUGCCUUCUUUUUUUACUGAUAUACUGUAAAGUCAAUUUGUGCACCUCUGCAAUAAGUUUGAUUGGUCUCAUGGUGAUGUACAAGCAGAUAGGUGGAGAUCUAAACACAUCUGUAUAAUAAUUGUAUAAAUAUUACUAAGCUGCAGCAGCUGUACUGUGGUGGCAGAAUAAAGUAUAAGGUUGCAAGACAGUCAGUAGUCUAUAGUGACCGUGCGGCUACUGUAGCCCAUAAGUAGAUUAGCAGUGUGAUUGUCCAAGAAUAAAAUGCUUGGUAAGGCUGUGUUUGUGUGCAAGGUCCUCUGUCUUCAAGAGAUAUUACCAUAAUUCACUAUUUAA